AUGGCAGUCCAAGACCCAGUUGCCGGUCCUUUCCAAGUCUUUGUGCGUUGGCGACCACUACCAGCCAGCGAGUUGCCCGGAACCGAACUCCAACAUAGCGCUACACAACAGGACUCGAAACUCUCGGUAUCCUUUUCUUCGAGUGCUAACCCAGGUCGGCCUGAGACAUGGAAGAGCGGAGCAUCCUACACACACGUCUUUACAGCGGCUGACGACAACAGCGUUGUCUACGAACACGUCGUUGCGGCCACACUAGCCCACAUCUUGAAGGGGGUAACCUGCAAUUUCUUCGCCUACGGACACUCUGGCAGUGGGAAGACACACACGAUCAUUGGCUACGACUACGAGCGAGACCAGCGGCUUGGCUUAUGUUUGGCGGCGGCACGAGAUGUAUUUCACGCUCUGGACCGCAUCAUUGAGUUUGACAUGAACCGGCAAGCAGACUCGAAAAGCAGAGGAGAAGAGCUAGGCGUUGCGGUCCGGAUGUACGAAGUGCGUGGUAGAUACGCAUACGAUCUGCUCAACAACGGCGCCGAAUGUCAUGUCCGCGAAGGUCCUGAUGGCCGCACGCACAUUCGCGGGCAAACUGAAAUGCUUGAAAACGGAAGAGUAAGGGUACGUCCCAUUGCUGCGAAGCCAUGUUUUUCAUUCGAGGAGACACGUGCGACGAUCCUGGACGGCCUGGCAAAGCGCAAAACGGGGUCGUCGUCAGUGCACGAGGAGAGCUCGCGCACACACGCCGUGGUGGAGCUAGAAGUCGUGAACAAGACUUUGUUAGAGGCGCGUGAUGCGGUGAUUGAGCGCGAGUCUGAACUCGUACCCGUAGGCAAACGCGCCACGGAUAUUUAUCUGGAAGAGCAGAUGGCGAGCCUCAUUCGCAACUCUGACGGCACAUACAUGCCGAACCCAGAGUGCCCUCCCAACCAGACGCGCAUCGACGCCGCCGAAGCAGAGAAGAAACUCUACCAAGACCGCUUAGUCGCCGCGGAAGAAGCAGUUGUUGCGUGCUUUGCGACGACUCGCCACGCCUGUCUAGGCGGAAAAUUCGUCUUCGUAGACCUCGCGGGGUCCGAGUACUUUGACCAAAACCAACAAGCCUCCACUGCACCAAGACAGACAAUGCAGGAGCAGAAGCAAGGUCGCCAGAUUAACACCGAUCUCUUUGCGUUGAAGGAGGUCAUCCGUGCCCGAGCACAGAACCAGUCUCGUAUUCCGUAUCGAGCGAGCCCGCUGACGAUGGUUUUGCGCAGUCACUUUGAAGCCAGAGGCACAAGCCAGGAAAAGCCGUCUCGUUCUGCUAUGAUAUUGACUGUGUCGAGUGAAGAGGCCAUGAUGGCUGCUACGAGGAAUACGUUGAAGUAUGGAGGGUUGGUUGGAUUGGCCGGCGGUGAAUGA
Molecule: messenger RNA, 1395 nt
Organism: Cucurbitaria berberidis CBS 394.84
Lineage: Eukaryota; Fungi; Ascomycota; Dothideomycetes; Pleosporales; Cucurbitariaceae
Product: kinesin-like protein
Exons: 1
Coding region: 1-1395 (464 amino acids)
Biological process (GO): microtubule-based movement
Cellular component (GO): microtubule; kinesin complex
Molecular function (GO): microtubule binding; microtubule motor activity; ATP binding
Source: RefSeq, a predicted model, not a curated record